GGAACGAGGAGGACUUUGGCGCAGCUUUCAGUCGCAAGAUUCUUUGUAUUAUCAGUCCGUGCUCCGUCUUGCAAGGGAAUACAUCAGCUCCUCGACUCUCCUUGCCGUUUGGGUUUAAGGCAGAAAUACAGGAGACACCAUGGGAGGCAAGCUAAGCAAGCGGAAGAAGGGGUACGAUGUCAGCGACCCAAAGGACAAGAAGGAGGAGAUUACUGUGGCUGCUGUGAGUGCCGUUGAGGCCGUGACCCAUGUUGUGGAGAGCAAAGCACCAGCUCCGGUCGCUGAGUUGGCAGCGAAGACUGCUCCUAAGGUGUCUGCUGCGGUGGAGGAAGCAGUGGAGUCGACAGUGGUAGCCAUCACAGAAGCGACAGAAGAGGCACUGUCAGCUAUAGAGGCCGUGGCCAAGGGGGCCACCGCAGAGCCAGCGGCUGUACCAGAUGAAUCCGUGGCAGCACCGGCAGAACCAGCGCCAGCAGUAGAAGAACCAGUGGCUUCAGAAGAACCAGCCACAGCACCAGAGGACCCAGCACCAGCUGCAGCACCAGAAGAACCUGCAGCCCCAGAAAAGCCAGUGGCGGCACAGGAAGAACCUGCGCCAGCAGCAGAAGAACCGGUGGCUUCAAGAGAACCAGCUGCAGCACCAGAAGAACCUGCAGCCACAGAAGAGCCAGUGGCAGCACCGGAAGAACCUGCAGCAGUAGCAGAGGAACCAGCCGCAGCUACAGAAGAGCUUGCAGCUCCAGAAGAGCCCGUGGCAGCACCGGAAGAACCUGCAUCACCAGAGGAACCGGCAGCAUCACCAGAAGAACCAGCGGCAUCACCAGAGGAACCAGCGGCAGCACCAGAGGAACCAGCGGCAGCACCAGAGGAACUUGCGGCAGCACCAGAGGAACUUGCGGCAGCACCAGAGGAACCUGCAGCAGCAACAGAUAAAACAGAGGCACCGGAAGAACCAGCGGCACUAAAGGAACCAGCGGCUGCACCAAAAGAGCCUGCAGUGGAAGAGCCUGUACCAGAAACGCCUGUACCAGAAGAGCCUGCAACAGCACCAAAAGAACCUGCACCAGAAGAGCCUGCAGCAGCCCAAAAACAACCUGCACCAGAAGAGCCUGCAGCAGCACCAAAAGAGCCUGCAGUGGAAGAGCCUCCAUCAGAAGAGCCUGCGGCAGCACCAAAAGAGACUGCACCAGAGGAGCCUGAGGCAGCACCAAAAGAGCCUGCACCAGAAGAGCCUGUGGCAGCCUCUGUGGAGCUAGCUGCAGCACCAGAAAAGGCUUCUGAGGCUACAGAACAAGCCACAGAGGUGACAGCUGAGAUUACAGACACUACAGAACCAGAGCCUGCCGCUCCAGAGCCUGAAACAGAGUCUGUUACAGGGAAGGCCCCAGAAACUGAGGCUGUGGUCGAGGCACCAGUAGUGGCAGAAGCAGCUUCACCCGCCCCGGAGGAGGAGCCUGCAUCAGUUGCAGAAGCCGUGUCAGAGUCAGCCACAGAGGCAGCCGCAGAGCCAGAGGCAGAUUCCAUCCCACAACCAGCCGCUGAAGAGCUCCCCCUACCUGUAGAAGAAUCUGUAGCAGAGCUUGAAUCUGAAGCUGCUGAUGCAGUAACUGAAGUAGCAGAGCCAGACACUGCCGACAUCGCAGAACCCAUCCCGGAGAUCAUCAUUUCAGAAUCUGCUGCACCUGCUGCUGCAGAGGAGGCCAGCGCUGAGCAAGAGGAGGCUGUGCUGGACAACAAGGAAGUUGUUUCCUCAGUGGAGGCUACUGCUGAGCCUUCUGCCCCUGAGGUCAAUGGGGAGUGUCAGGAGCAGGCGGUCGAGCCGGCUGCCGUGUCUGCCCCGGAGCCACAGCAAAAGGAAUGUGUCAACGGCAUUGACAAGCCAGAGGAUGCCGUUGAGGUGCAAAGUUACUGCGAAUUAAAAAAGAACUUGAACCUGCCUGGCGACAUCCAGAUUCCUGAGGCAAUUGGUGAGGCAAUAAGUCAGGCUGUAGACUUGGUCUGAAGCUAAUAUAAAUGUGAUGUACCUAAUGAUCCGAAAAAACCUCCAACACAAGCUUCUGAAGAUAAAUAUAAAAAUGUCUGUUGUGGCAAACGAGUUUCCGAUUAACUAAAAGGAAAUACAACCACUCAAGUGUAGAGAGGGGGAGUGAGAUACAUGUAGGAAGAGAUGUGAGACAUGGAUGCAGUGUGCCCCACUGAGUCUUUGUGCCCCACAUGUCAUUGUAGAGGGGCAGCCUGUGUUUGCAGCAUUUGUGGUGAGAUGAAAGCCAGCGAAAUUUGAGGGAUGAGUAUUGGAAAACUGGACAACAGAGCAAAGAAACGUGACAUUGGAAAUGUUGAAUGGAAUGAAUAGUCUUGUCUUUGUGUGUGAGGCUGAUGAAUAUUAAAAAUGUUUUUUUUGGAAUAGCAUUCAAUAGUGAUCUAAUUUAGACUUUCACAUAUCCUUUCCUUAACUAUAUGAAAAAAUAAUGGAUGAAAAGUUUUGGCCUUUUAUAGUGGUGCAAACAUUGAGGAAUGUUCAUUGAUGGCUUGGAGAAUAAAAAAAGACUGUUAUA
Molecule: messenger RNA, 2555 nt
Organism: Oncorhynchus masou masou (cherry salmon)
Lineage: Eukaryota; Metazoa; Chordata; Actinopteri; Salmoniformes; Salmonidae
Product: fibrous sheath CABYR-binding protein-like
Exons: 2
Coding region: 140-2002 (620 amino acids)
Source: RefSeq, a predicted model, not a curated record